Odobenus rosmarus divergens (Pacific walrus) is the source of this 2038-nucleotide messenger RNA. It is a transcript of the gene FUCA1, whose product is annotated as fucosidase, alpha-L- 1, tissue. The coding region runs from base 13 to 1419 and encodes 468 amino acids. NCBI's taxonomy places the organism in Eukaryota, Metazoa, Chordata, Mammalia, Carnivora, Odobenidae. Gene Ontology annotation, cellular component: lysosome. Gene Ontology annotation, molecular function: alpha-L-fucosidase activity. The record is from RefSeq and is a predicted model, not a curated record. The transcript has 8 exons. Gene Ontology annotation, biological process: fucose metabolic process; glycoside catabolic process.
CGGCCUUCCGACAUGAAGUCGAGGGCGGUGGGCCCUGGGCGGCGGCGGCUGCUGCUGCUGCUGCUGCUGCUACUGCUACCGGUGCUCCGAGCGGCGUACGUGCGCGGGGCCCAGGGUUCGCGCCGCUACACCCCGGACUGGCAGAGUCUGGACGCCCGGCCUCUGCCCGACUGGUUCGAUAAGGCCAAGUUCGGGGUGUUCGUGCACUGGGGCGUGUUCUCGGUGCCGGCCUGGGGCAGCGAGUGGUUCUGGUGGCACUGGAAGGGCGAGGGGCUGCCGCAGUAUGAGCAGUUCAUGAGCGACAACUACCCGCCCGGCUUCAGCUACGCCGACUUCGGGCCGCAGUUCACCGCGCGCUUCUUCCACCCGGAAGCCUGGACCGACCUUUUCCAGGCGGCCGGGGCCAAGUAUGUAGUCCUGACGACAAAGCACCACGAAGGCUUCACAAACUGGCCAAGCCCUGUAUCUUGGAACUGGAACUCUAAGGAUGUGGGUCCCCAUCGUGAUUUGGUGGGUGAGUUGGGAAAAGCCCUCCGGAAGAGGAACAUACGUUACGGACUCUACCACUCACUUUUAGAAUGGUUCCACCCACUCUACCUACUUGAUAAGAAAAAUGGCUUCAAAACACAGUAUUUUGUCCGUGCAAAAACAAUGCCAGAGCUAUAUGACCUUGUUAACAGGUAUGAACCUGACUUGCUUUGGUCUGAUGGAGAGUGGGAAUGUCCUGAUACUUACUGGAACGCUACGGCGUUUCUUGCUUGGCUCUACAAUGAUAGCCCAGUCAAGGAUCAGGUAGUGGUAAAUGACCGGUGGGGUCAGAAUACUUCCUGUCACCAUGGAGGAUACUACAACUGUCAAGAUAAAUUCAAGCCAGAGAUCUUGCCAGAUCACAAGUGGGAAAUGUGUACCUCCAUAGACAAGGCCUCCUGGGGCUUUCGUCGUAACAUGGUGAUGGGGGACAUUGCAAGUGACAGUGAAAUCAUUUCGGAACUGGUUCAGACGGUGAGCUUGGGAGGCAACUACCUUCUCAACAUUGGACCAACUAAAGAUGGACUGAUUGUUCCCAUCUUCCAAGAAAGACUUCUUGCUGUUGGGAAGUGGCUGAGCAUCAAUGGGGAGGCUAUCUAUGCCUCUAAACCAUGGAGGAUACAACUGGAAAGGAACACGACGUCCGUGUGGUAUACCUCAAGAGGAACAGCUGUUUAUGCCAUUUUCCUGCACUGGCCAGAAAAUGGAGUCUUAAACCUUGUAUCCCCUGUAACUACCUCGACUACACAGAUAACAAUGCUGGGGAUCCAAAAAGAUCUGAAGUGGUCCACAGAUCCAGAAGAAGGUCUGCUCAUUUAUCUGCCCCAGUUACCACUCUUUACUCUGCCAGUUGAGUUUGGUUGGACUAUCAAGCUGACAGGAGUGCAUUGAUCAUUGGAGUUCAGGCAGAACUGCCUCCUAUUUGCUGCUUUGGUUUUCCUUUUAUAGCACCAUCGUUGUAAUAAACUACUUCUCUACUCACAGAUGGCUUUUCCAACACAUUUUAAUCAAAGGAACUGAGUGCAUUAUACUGAUGUCUCAAUGGAUCAGAGAUCUGAGAUCCAUUGCUAGCAUACCUCUCCCUGAUCAGCAGGAGGCACUAACCAGUUAAGCUCUGAAUUCAUCCUUCUAUUCCUAACCUGGGAAAUGAUCUAUCCCGGAAACUUCCCUCCAUUCUCUAUGUUUGAAACCUGUCUCCUUAAUCAAUGACUUGAGAUAAGGAGUGAGCCAAGUGACCCUACUGCCUGUGGAAGGAGGUGAAAAGGAUUUGGCGAGCUCAACCAGAUGCUGUGUAUUUAGCAUCAGUUGUGACCAGCACCACUUGGAGAAGAGGAGAGCCUGGAAGGGAAGGAAAAGGCUUGCCAGGGUUGCUAGUGAUCAGCCCUUUGGAAGUUUCCAAAGCAAACCAGGGGCUCAGAAAGUCACAAGUAAACAGUGGUCUUAUGAAGAAAAUGAAUGUGAUUCUGCCCUGCUUUUUAAAAUAUCAAAUAAAUAAAUUUUUGUGUCAAAU